This is a messenger RNA of Aspergillus lentulus, 1335 nucleotides long. Its product is annotated as putative aspartate aminotransferase. Gene Ontology annotation, biological process: L-aspartate biosynthetic process. Gene Ontology annotation, molecular function: pyridoxal phosphate binding; L-aspartate:2-oxoglutarate transaminase activity. The record is from RefSeq and is a predicted model, not a curated record. Lineage: Eukaryota; Fungi; Ascomycota; Eurotiomycetes; Eurotiales; Aspergillaceae. Gene Ontology annotation, cellular component: cytosol.
AUGGCUCCAGCCCAGAUAGACGAGGGUCUUCGACACACUGCCAUUACAAGUGAUGCAACCUAUGUCAAGUCUGUCGCCAAGUCAACGCCAUCUCGAUUCUCCUCCCUGUCCGUGCCGCCCGUCGAUGAGCCGUUCACACUUCAAGCCGAAUAUCUGAGUGACAGUCACCCUGACAAAGUCAAUCUAGGCAUCGGCGUGUAUCGCACAGAGGAUGGUGAUCCUUGGCCCCUGAGCGUGGUGGAACAGGCCGAGGCACAGCUCUUCCAUGCGAACAACGUCGCCAGACACGAGUACCUGACCAUCCAGGGCGACCUCAAGUUCUUAGCUCUAGCUCGCGACCUGGUCUUUGGGUUUGGAAAGUCUGCUGGUAACGAGCAGACCGCAGCACAAGACCGGAUUGCCUCAAUUCAGACGAUCUCGGGGACAGGCGCAAACAGAUUAGGGGCGGAUUUUCUCGCGCGCACCAUCAGGCCUUCUUGCGUUUGGAUUCCGGAUCCCACCUGGGCCAACCACUACACGAUUUGGGAGCUCGUCGGGGUUGAGGUCCGGACGUAUCCAUACUAUGACCACAAGGGUAAAUGCUUCGAUUAUGAACGCACAACGCGGCUGCUCUCCGCGCAAGCGAAGAAGGGCGAUGUCGUGAUCCUUCACGCCUGCGCACAUAAUCCCACCGGCGCUGAUCCCAGCAAGGAACAGUGGCGUAAACUCGCCGUGCUCUGCCAGCAAAAAGGUCUGGUGCCAUUCUUUGACCUGGCGUACCAGGGGUUCGCAUCAGGGAGCCUCGACGAGGAUGCAUGGGCCAUCAGACACUUCAUGAAUUGCAAGCCCGAACUGGAGUUCUGUGUUGCGCAGUCCUUUUCCAAAAACUUCGGUCUCUAUGGGCAGCGCACUGGCGCCCUGCAUGUGGUGACGAGUUCGAGCUCGGGGACUUUGCCGCAGGUUGUGUUGGCCAAUCUUUCUCAUCUUGUUCGUGGAGAGUACUCCAUGGCUCCCCGAGGCGGAUCCGAGAUUGUCAGGACCGUCCUCAGCGAUGAGGGUUUGAGACAGCAAUGGUAUGAAGACCUGAAGCACAUGAGCGGGCGGAUCAAACAGAUGCGCCAGGCAUUAUAUGAUGAGUUGAUCCGUCUGGGCACACCAGGCACAUGGAACCAUGUUCUGGAACAGAUUGGCAUGUUCACGUACACCGGGUUGACCGAGACUCAAGUGCUCGAGAUUCGACGACGACAUCACGUCUAUAUGAUGAGAUCAGGACGGAUCUCCAUGGCUGGCUUGAACAGGAAAAACGUCCGCUACGUCGCCAAAGCGAUUGAUGAUAUUGUACGAACCGUGGCAUGA